Messenger RNA from Miscanthus lutarioriparius, 306 nucleotides. The record is from the annotation of a GenBank genome assembly. NCBI's taxonomy places the organism in Eukaryota, Viridiplantae, Streptophyta, Magnoliopsida, Poales, Poaceae.
AUGGCCAAGCACCGUCGCGGGUGUGCUCUGCCUCCUCGGAGCUCCGUCGCCGCGGGCGCGAGCUGGUCCUCCACCACCGGCGAUCACGGACACGAGUGCAGCUGGUCCUCCUCCCCCGGCGUGCUCUGCGGGGGAGCUGGUCGUCCACCACCGGCGUGCGCGGACGCGAGUGCAGCGGCGUCGCCAUGCCCGACGCCCCCAACCGCUCGCGAGGAAACUACUGCGUUCGCAUCUGCGCUGAUGACCCAGGUCCCGUUUCUUUGCACGCAUGCCCGCAACGCUUCGGGUAAUGGUGAGGCAAUAUAG